AAGGGGAUAGAGAAAAGGGAUUUUUUUUGUUGGAAAAAAAAAUAAAAAGCCCGAGUCAUCGGCGUGAAGGAUGAAAUGAAGGACGGACUGCCUGUAUUGAACGAGGGGAGAGAGGGAGUUGGAGUUUGCUUGUACAAUCCGGUGCUAAAUAGUUUUCCUGAUUUAGUCGGCCAAAUGUCUACCAUAAGAUUGAAAUACUUCUGCUUUUGCUGGCUACUAUAAAUGAAUAAGAUGAGCUCUAGCUGUGCAGACAGGGAUGACAGUAGCAUUUUUGAUGGAUUGGUGGAUGAAGAUGAUAAGGACAAGGCUAAAAGGGUGUCCAGGAACAAAUCUGAGAAGAAACGGCGAGACCAGUUUAAUGUGCUCAUCAAAGAGCUUGGCUCCAUGCUUCCAGGUAACAGUCGAAAGAUGGACAAGUCAACCGUAUUACAGAAAACAAUUGUUUUUUUGCAGAAGCACAAAGAAGUCACAGCACAGUCAGAUGCAAGUGAAAUACGGCAGGAUUGGAAGCCUACAUUUCUUAGCAAUGAAGAGUUUACUCCACUAAUGUUAGAGGCAUUAGAUGGAUUUUUUAUAGCAGUGACAACAGGUGGAAACAUAAUAUAUGUAUCAGAAAAUGUGACUCCAUUACUUGAACAUUUACCAUCUGAACUUUUGGAUCAAAAUUUGUUGAAUUUUCUCCCAGAGUUGGAACAUUCAGAUGUUUAUAAAUUCCUCUCUGUUCAAAUGCUGGAAAAUGAUUCUUUGACUACAGAUUAUUUAAACUCAAGUAAUCAGCUAGAAUUCUGUUGCCAUAUGGUAAGAGGAACAACUGACGAUAAACAAGCUCCUGUAUAUGAAUAUGUAAGAUUCAUAGGAAGUUUAAAAUCAUUGAAUAAUGUGCCUAAUCCUAUACGAAGUGGCUUUCAAGGAGUUAUACAAAGAUCAUUAAGGCCACCAUAUGAAGACAGAGUUUGCUUUGUAGCAACUGUCAGAUUAGCCACACCACAAUUUAUUAAGGAAAUGUGUUCUGUUGAAGAGCCAAAUGAAGAAUUCACAUCGAGGCAUAGCUUAGAAUGGAAAUUCUUGUUUCUGGAUCACAGGGCGCCUCCAAUUAUAGGCUAUCUACCAUUUGAGGUACUGGGCACAUCUGGCUAUGAUUACUAUCAUGUGGAUGAUCUAGAGAAUUUGGCGAAGUGUCAUGAACAUUUAAUGCAGUAUGGAAAGGGCAAGUCUUGCUACUACAGGUUUCUUACAAAAGGACAACAAUGGAUCUGGCUUCAGACUCAUUAUUACAUUACUUAUCAUCAGUGGAACUCCAGGCCAGAAUUCAUAGUCUGUACACAUACUGUUGUAAGCUAUGCAGAAGUACGAGCAGAAAGGAGGAGAGAACUUAGCGUAAAAGAUCCUCCACCAGAGAUUGCUAUAGAUAAGGAUUUUAGUUCUGACACAAAGCUGAACACAGUGAGUCUGAAGGAGGCAUUAGAAAGAUUUGAUCACAGUAGGGCAACAUCUGCUUCCUCUACGAGUUCAAGGAAGUCUUCAUCAUACACUGCCAUCUCUGAUCCAGUGUCAACAUCCUCUAAACUGCAGACUGAAACCAGUAUCCCUACUCAGCAGACGAUUGCAUCAGGUCGUGAAAUGACCCCACAAAGAAGGUCAUCAUUAAACAGCCAGACAGUGAAUGCUCAAACAGUAACACUUUCACAACCCAUCCUUGGUGAACCUGGUGCUUCUAUACAAAUUCAGCCAAGCCUCACACAGCCUACUUUGCAGUUCUCAGCACAGUUAGGAGCUAUGCAGCACCUGAAGGAGCAGCUGGAACAAAGAACACGGAUGCUGGAAGCAAACAUACAGCGUCAGCAGGAAGAACUACGCAAAAUCCAAGAGCAACUUCACUUUGUUCAGGGUCAAGGAGUUCAGAUGCUUCUCCAAAAGCCAUCAACAGGAGCAAACUUCAGUUCAGUCCGACUCACAACAGGAAACACCUCGAACAUCCAACAGCCUACAACCAUAACACUGCAGGGACAAUCUGUUCAACCCAAUCAGGUUCAUGGGGGAAUAAAAACUGGACACAUUAGCACACCGUGUGUAAUGCAACGGCAGCCUCUUCUCAGGGAGCAAAUCGCCACUUCAUUGCAGGGUCAACAAACUUUACGAACUAGCCACAACCAGCAAACCUCAUUUUCCAGCCAAACACAGAACGCCCUCACAGCUUCCCUCUAUAAAACAAUGAUGAUUUCACAGCCUACUGCAGCAAAUGUUGUGCAACUUCCUUCCACUUUAUCCCCAAAUUCUAACCAAAGCAGUGCAGUUACCACUUUUACUCAGGAUAGACCACUAAGAUUCACUCAAGGACAGCAACUUGUGACAAAACUGGUGACAACUCCUAUGGGAUGCAGUGCAGUCAUGGUUCCAACAACUAUGUUCAUGGGGCAAGUAGUGACAGCCUACCCCACCUUUGCCACUCAGCAACAACCUCAGACACUGUCACUGAUUCAAAGCCAGCAAGAGCAACAGCAAACCGUCACAUCUCCACAGCAGUCCCAAACACAAGCCCAACUCUCCCAGCCCCAACAAUUCCUACAGGCACCUCGAUUGCUCCAUGGUAGCCAAUCCACCCAGUUUAUCUUGUCAGCUGCUUUCCCUCUACAACAAAAUACUUUUACUCAACAGCAGCAGCUCUCACGGCCAAGGACAGACAGUUUAUCGGAUCCUUCAAAAGCACAGCAAGAGUAAACUGUGACGAUUUUAAAAAAAGGACUAAUUAUAUCAAGUAAUCUCUAUCUCUAAAAUUGGGCUUUUUAAUCUUAGUUCAUUAUUAAAAUAAAUGCAGUGUUCUGAACUCUGCUGCUAAUAACUGGUGAAACUGGUAUGUUCCAAUUCUGGAAAUGCAUCCACUCACUACGAGGUGCUUUUAGACCAACACAAGAUGAUUCUUGAGAAAGAGGGAGAGGUUUGGAGGACUUUCUAUUUCCUUGAUUGACAGUUUUCUAUUUCCUUGAUUCUGCAAAAAUGCACUGCCAACUAUUGUCCAAUUUAGAAAACUUAACAAAUUCAGAAAUCCAGAAAUGAGCACUAAUAUAACUAGUUUUUAUUUUAAUGGUGACAUAAAUGACUGCUUUUGAUGUUUGCAGAGUGUAGUCACUCCUGUGUGCUGCUGCCUCUGUGAUUUAUUUGAAAUAUUAUGAAGAGAAUUUAAAGGACAUUUGGUGUCAAAUGAUUAUGGGUCAGAAAAUAUUUUAUGAAAGAAUGUGCUAUUGUAUAGAUUCUGUAAAAUAAUGUGUAAAUAAUGGAAAAGGAGAGAAAUAUUUUAUAUGAUGCAUGAAAAUAAUCUGUUCAUAUGUUUGAAUAUUGCUAACUACAUUUCUGAAAGAUGCAAAAGUUAUUUUAAUUUUUAAUGUACCAUUCACUCAACAUAUACAAACCAUAUGUCGUCAUUGGUAUGUUCCAACUGCUGAGGUCAGUUUGUUUACUGUGCUGCUUCAUGGGAUAAAAUGGGAUUAAAAUUGUCAUACUGACUGAAAAAACAAGUUAUGCAAAAUAAAUCAGAUACUAAGGACUACUUGUUUCCACUUGAAUUGGAAAAUCUGGAUUCCUGUUUUACACUUGAACCUGAUUUUUCUUUUGGGUUCCAUUGUGAUGUAAUUGAAGUGGCCAACAUUAAAAUUUGUUUGCAGAAUAUGUUGGUACAAAUUCUGUAGUAGUAAAGUAGUAAAGUUAAUUUUCACACCAAAGUCACCUGAUUUUUUCUUUGUUUCCAUUUAAUGUGAAAUUUGU
Molecule: messenger RNA, 3759 nt
Organism: Callorhinchus milii (elephant shark)
Lineage: Eukaryota; Metazoa; Chordata; Chondrichthyes; Chimaeriformes; Callorhinchidae
Gene: clocka
Product: clock circadian regulator a
Exons: 22
Coding region: 223-2718 (831 amino acids)
Biological process (GO): circadian regulation of gene expression; regulation of transcription by RNA polymerase II
Cellular component (GO): nucleus; CLOCK-BMAL transcription complex; cytoplasm
Molecular function (GO): E-box binding; DNA-binding transcription factor activity, RNA polymerase II-specific; protein dimerization activity
Source: RefSeq, a predicted model, not a curated record